UCAACCUCCAACAAGUUACUAUUUCUUGAGAACAUCCAGCGAUCAUGCCAUCGUCGUCGAUGCAGAGUACUACUGGCCGGAUGCUGAAGUUGAAGAGCAAAGACGAUGAAACUUUCGAGGUGGAAGAGGCCGUGGCCGUGAAGUCCCAAAUCAUUAAGUACAUGGUCGAGGACGGCGUUUCUAAUGGGACGAUCCCGUUGCCAAACGUCGACGGCAAGACCCUGGCCAGUGUGCUUCAGUGGUGCGAGAAGCAUGCCGAUCCUACCGUCACCGAGGAUGAACUCAACAAGUACGACGCUGGUUUUAUCGACGUUGAUCAGGCUGUUCUCUAUGACCUUCUCUUGGCAGCAAACUACCUUAAUAUCGAGGAGUUGUUGACACUGGCAUGCAAGAGGGUUGUCGAUAUGAUUAAAGGAAAAAGUCCGGAUGAGAUACGUGCAACCUUCAACAUCAAGAAUGAUUUCACCCCCGAAGAAGAGGAAGAAGUCAGAAAGGAGAGUGCUUGGGCCUUUGGCUCCUGAUGUGUCUCAAAUAUUUUCUCCUGAUCUUGAUCUUCUUUUUGUUCUUUUGUUCUUUUUUUUUUUUUUUUUUGGGUUUUAGAUUUGCUUUUUUUGACAGAGGAAAACAUUUUGAGCAAGCUGUUUCUUAAUUGUCUUGUGUUUGGUAGGGAUGAAAACUAGAGGUCAGUUCACUGAAAAUUUUUAGUAUCGAUGAUGGUUGUAAGUCAAUGUAGAAAAAUAUUUUCUUUGUUUCUGGUUUUCUG
Molecule: messenger RNA, 763 nt
Organism: Carya illinoinensis
Lineage: Eukaryota; Viridiplantae; Streptophyta; Magnoliopsida; Fagales; Juglandaceae
Product: SKP1-like protein 11
Exons: 1
Coding region: 45-521 (158 amino acids)
Biological process (GO): SCF-dependent proteasomal ubiquitin-dependent protein catabolic process
Cellular component (GO): cytoplasm; nucleus
Molecular function (GO): cullin family protein binding
Source: RefSeq, a predicted model, not a curated record